CAGAGCAAUAACAUCACGAAACGCACCGAUACACAGAUUCAUUUUAAUGUGGCCACCACACCGAAGCAGUUUACUAUUCAAAUCAGUGCAGUUGUGAUCAACCAAGAUGAUGAACCAAGAAGUCACACAUCUGCUGUCACCCCCCAGCACGCCCCCCUUAAAGAAUAUGUCCGACGAAGAAUUGACUCUUCAGGAAGUGCGGACGAUUCUCGAGAGGAAGCGUGCAUCCCCAAUCCUCCUGACGCCCCAACCCUCAGACUCCGAAAGCGAAGAAAUAGAAUACCCUCCUAAGAAGCGCUUCUGCAGGAAUGAGACCGAGUUGGCCCGCCACCUCCUCAGCAAUACGCCGCCCCCAGAACAACCCCGCACCUUCUCCGUCAUAAUGCAUGCCAACAAGGACGGUUCCUGCACCCGCAGCCCCGUCCCAGUCGAGCCCAUUUUCAACAUCGUCAAAAGCCUCAAAUUUAAAAUGGGCACUCGCAAGGAGGAGAUCUUCGUGAACAGCAAAGACACCGGCAAAGAACCGCCGAAGCCGCCUCAAGUCGCUCCUCAGUCUCCCCCGCAGUCGCCGCCACCCAAAAUCAUCCUGCCCGCCAUCGCCCCCAAGUUCCCUGCCCCACAUCAACCGCACACGUUCUUCGUGGCCGCGGACGGCAGCACGACUCUCAUCCCCACGCAGCUGUUCCUGUUGGCGCCGCCACCGACGCAGCAGCCGCCGCCUCCGGCUCGCCGCAGGGUAUACGAAUGCACUUUCAAAGGUUGCAAUAAGAAUUACUUCAAGUCGUCGCAUCUCAAGGCCCACAGUAGGAAACACACUGGGGAGAAACCCUACAAGUGCGAGUGGCAGGACUGUGGACGGAGGUUCUCGCGUUCGGACGAGUUGUCGAGGCAUAAAAGGACUCAUACGGGGGAGAAGAAGUUCAAGUGUAGUGUUUGCCAGAGGAGUUUUAUGAGGUCGGACCAUUUGGCUAAACACGUCAAGAGGCACACCAAAGAAAGAUCCGGGGUUCAGACGCAGAGGAUCAAUCUUGUACCUGCGUUGUUGCGACCUCUGCAACCAGCGCCUGUGGGGGUUGCUGGCUGACCUGUUUCUCUCGAUUAAAGCUCUCAUCACAAAUUUUAUGUUUGCCCUAAUUUAAUGCCGAUCAGAAAGAUCUUGUUUAUGUUUAGAAUAUGUAUCCAAUCGACUGAUUUUAUCACUACUGUACAUACAUUCCAUUUCAUCAUCAUGUCGAUCGUCAAUUUGAGUAGAUACAUUACAAUGUUAUCUGUGAUUUUUUAUAUUAUUUAUUUUAGAAUAGUUAACACUAACUGUAUUACAUCUCACGUAUUAUGUACCAACGUUAUAUUUUUAAGAAUUCAAAAUAUCUUCGGAAAAAAUAAAUUUUCUAAUAACACUACAA
Messenger RNA from Zophobas morio, 1403 nucleotides. RefSeq names its product Krueppel-like factor 11 (gene cbt). The record is from RefSeq and is a predicted model, not a curated record. Gene Ontology annotation, molecular function: RNA polymerase II cis-regulatory region sequence-specific DNA binding; DNA-binding transcription factor activity, RNA polymerase II-specific. Gene Ontology annotation, biological process: regulation of transcription by RNA polymerase II. Bases 107 to 1084 code for a protein of 325 amino acids. NCBI's taxonomy places the organism in Eukaryota, Metazoa, Arthropoda, Insecta, Coleoptera, Tenebrionidae. The transcript is spliced from 2 exons.